AUGAGUAAUAAUCAAUAAAAGAAUACAACUUAAAAACCAUCAUCUCCAACCAAAUAAUCAAUAUUUUAGACAGGAGCACUUAAAAAUAGAAAUUAAUCACCAAUUCUUGCUUCAUAAAAGUAAGCAAUGAAAUCUCAAGAAAAAUCUCUAUUAUUAGAUGAGUCUAUCACAAAUAAUAAUUCAUGGAAAUAAACAACUGAAAUUUAAAUCAAGAAUGUAAUUUAUUAUACCUAUAAAGAGCUUUUAAGCAGAAUCAAACUUAAAAGAAACUAUUGAAUAGUUAGUUUAAAAUAUAACAUUAAAAUUAAAAUAGCAAGAAACAGAUUAAUUUAUUAAGGAAUUAAAUAGUCCUAUCUUAACAUAAGAUCCGAGUGUUGCAUUAUAUUAAGCACCUAUUGAAAAGAGUAGUUCAAAUUAAGAUCUAUUAGGAAAAAUUGUUGCAUAAGAAACUAAAAAAGCUAGAGCAGUUAAAUAAUUCAUUUUCAAUUAGUUUUCUUCUAAUGAUCAAUCCCUCAACAUAUCAAUCAAUUCUUCAUUUACUACUUAAUAAUAAUAAAAAAAUUAAAUAAGUAACAUAUCGAAUAAACCUCGAUAAACUAAUGGUGGAAGUCCUUAAAAAUUCUAAAAUAAAGCAUUUAUAUAAGAACCUCAGUUGGAUCAAAAAUUGAAUUCAGCAUUAAAUUCAUAAAUCAAAUAAUUAGAAUAACUCAUUUAAAAUACAAAUUAAUAAUACUUACAACUUCAAGAAUAAACAAAGAAAUGGAAUUCUGAUUUAUUAAUUUAGGUGAAUUCAUAAUAAACAAAAAUUCUAUAACUAGAGUCAUUUUUCAAUAAAAUUGAUUAAGAAUAAAAUAGAGAAAAAAAAAUUACACAUCAAUUAUAAAUAAAAAAUGAAAAACAAGAAAUAAGCGAAAAUACUACAAAUCAAGAAGUACAAAAAUAAUUAUAAUUGGUGAUGAAAAACUUAAAUUCUUUAGCUGAACAUUAACAAUAAUAAAUGAUGAUUAUUAAAACAGCCCUUACUACUGAACUUAAAAAUGAAUUUUUAUGUUGUUCAGAGUAUAAAUUAAGUUAAUAAGAAUUGUAAACUUAAUUGAAUUUAUUAAAAGAUUCUGUUAAAUAAACUUAAUAAUAAAGCUAAGAAAUACUUAUUAGAAAACAAUAAAUGAUAGAGAAUUUAAAUCUAGAAAUAAAAAAUUUAAUGAGCUUGAAUAAAUAAAAAAAUGAAGAAAUUGAUUAAAUCAAAUUAUAAAAUGAUGCAAUCAUAGGUCAAAUUAAUGAUAAUAAAGAUGAAAUAACUAAAUAAAAUUAAUUUAUAUCUGAAAUAUAUAAUUUAUAUUAGAAAAUAAAUUAGAAGCUGCCUAGUACAUGA
Molecule: messenger RNA, 1372 nt
Organism: Paramecium sonneborni
Lineage: Eukaryota; Ciliophora; Oligohymenophorea; Peniculida; Parameciidae
Source: the annotation of a GenBank genome assembly